AGCCGUAUAGAAAAUUCCAGUACGCGUAUUGUCAUAUUCAUGGUCAAAGUUUCUGUCCAUAACCGGUUCUAUGACUUCUAUCUAGUCGCGGUGCAGACCAGACGACGACCAUUCUCUUCUGGUGACGGCCAGACCCAUAUUAGUAAACGUUCUUCCUAUAUGAUCCAACAACAAAAUCGGGGAUUUAUUAGUACCAAGGAAGGAGAUACAUGAUUGAGAAUUUGAGAUAUGAGUAAGCAGGCAGUUGCGGGUGCUUCUCACACCGGAAAAGGCAUCAGCUUCCUUGAAAAAAUCAAGAAUGCUAGUUGCCUUAAAUCCUCAUCUGCGGAUUCUGGUAAAGGGAGAAGCAAGUCAUCGACUAACAAAGUAGCCCAUGGGUUCCACUUAGUUGAAGGUAAAUCUGGCCAUGAUAUGGAGGACUACCAUGUUGCUGAAUAUAUAAGAUUGAAGCAUCACGUGCUUGGAUUAUUUGCUAUCUUUGACGGUCACCUAGGAGAUCGUGUCCCUAGCUAUUUGAGAGAUAACCUUUUCAACAACAUACUUGACGAGCCAACAUUCUGGAAGGACCCUGAGAUGGCAAUAAGGAAUGCUUACCGCACCACUGAUAAGUUUAUUUUGGAAAACUCCAUGCAAUUAGGGCCAGGUGGCUCAACUGCAGUAACCGCAAUAGUCAUUGAUGGCAAAGACUUAUGGGUGGCAAACAUUGGUGACUCAAGAGCCAUUGUGUGUGAGAGAGGCUCUGCCAAUCAAAUUACUGUAGACCACGAACCACAUAGUGAACGAAGAAGAAUUGAGAAGCAGGGUGGCUUCGUGACUACUCUACCGGGAGAUGUGCCUAGGGUUAAUGGUCAACUUGCAGUUGCACGUGCUUUUGGGGAUCAAAGCCUCAAAGCACAUUUAAGUUCAGAGCCUGAUGUAAGACAUGUGCCCAUAGACUCGAAUAUUGAGUUUGUUAUACUGGCAAGUGAUGGAUUGUGGAAGGUAAUGAAGAAUCAAGAGGCAGUUGAUUUAGUGAAACCCAUCAAAGAUCCUCAAGCUGCAGCUAAACGUUUAACGGCUGAAGCACUGGCAAAACAGAGUAAAGACGAUAUAUCAUGCAUUGUGAUCCGUUUUGGAUGAUGCUGCUGAGAAAGUUGCUCACCACUGCACUUUUGUUGGUUUUGUCCUCCUAGAACUCUCAGCCAGUGGUUUCCAUUAGGAAGAUGGAAAUAGGAGUACUAUUUGAGUUCUCAUAUGUUAUGCAUUGGCUUUCUUCAUUGGGAUAAUCAUGUUAGAGAUAGCACAGAUAACUAUGUCAUGCAUUUCUUAUGUUACGUCGUAAAGAAGUUUCCUCUUA
Messenger RNA from Juglans microcarpa x Juglans regia, 1336 nucleotides. Its product is annotated as probable protein phosphatase 2C 44. The transcript is spliced from 7 exons. Gene Ontology annotation, molecular function: protein serine/threonine phosphatase activity. Gene Ontology annotation, biological process: protein dephosphorylation. Lineage: Eukaryota; Viridiplantae; Streptophyta; Magnoliopsida; Fagales; Juglandaceae. The coding region runs from base 229 to 1119 and encodes 296 amino acids. Gene Ontology annotation, cellular component: cytosol; nucleus. The record is from RefSeq and is a predicted model, not a curated record.